Molecule: messenger RNA, 168 nt
Organism: Effrenium voratum
Lineage: Eukaryota; Dinophyceae; Suessiales; Symbiodiniaceae
Source: the annotation of a GenBank genome assembly
GCGGCGCCUGCGGACAUCGUGGCUGCCGGGGCCUCGCGGUCCAUCAAAUAUUUGGGAGAGCUGCUCGCCGUAGAGGAAGCCUCCGGCGACAAGGUUCAGCACUGUCUGAUCUCGGGUGAGCUGCCGCUCUUGGCGGCGCUGAAGAAGCGCCAGGCCUUGAAGCCCGAG